Messenger RNA from Ochotona curzoniae (black-lipped pika), 921 nucleotides. RefSeq names its product uncoupling protein 1 (gene UCP1). The transcript is spliced from 6 exons. The coding region runs from base 1 to 921 and encodes 306 amino acids. The record is from RefSeq and is a predicted model, not a curated record. Lineage: Eukaryota; Metazoa; Chordata; Mammalia; Lagomorpha; Ochotonidae. Gene Ontology annotation, biological process: response to cold; mitochondrial transmembrane transport; mitochondrial transport. Gene Ontology annotation, molecular function: oxidative phosphorylation uncoupler activity. Gene Ontology annotation, cellular component: mitochondrial membrane.
AUGGUGGGCACCACAGCCACGGACGUGGCCCCCACCAUGGGGGUCAAGAUCUUCUCAGCGGGAGUGGCGGCCUGCCUGGCGGAUGUGAUCACCUUUCCCCUGGACACAGCUAAAGUCCGCCUACAGAUCCAAGGUGAGUGUCAGACCACCAGCGGCAUCAGGUACAAAGGUGUUCUGGGUACCAUCACCACACUGGCAAAAACGGAAGGGCCGCUGAAGCUCUACAGCGGGCUGCCUGCCGGCCUCCAGAGACAGAUCAGCUUCGCCUCGCUCAGGAUUGGCCUCUACGACACAGUGCAGGAGUUCUGGGGAGGGGAGGAAGCAACACCAAGUUUAAGAAGCAAGAUCUGUGCUGGUCUAACAACUGGAGGAGUGGCCGUGUUCAUCGGGCAACCCACAGAGGUUGUGAAAGUCCGACUCCAGGCGCAGAGCCACCUGCAUGGUCUCAAACCUCGCUACACGGGGACUUACAAUGCUUACAGAAUUAUAGCCACAACUGAGAGCUUGUCCACACUGUGGAAAGGGACUACUCCUAAUCUGUUAAGGAAUAUUAUCAUUAAUUGUACAGAGCUCGUAACCUACGACCUAAUGAAGGGGGCCCUUGUGAGAAAUGACAUACUAGCAGAUGACGUUCCCUGCCACUUGCUGUCGGCGCUUAUUGCUGGAUUUUGCACAACGCUUCUGUCCUCUCCAGUGGAUGUGGUGAAAACCAGAUUUAUCAACUCUCCCCAAGGCCAGUACACAAGUGUGCCCAGCUGUGCAAUGUCAAUGUUAACUAAGGAGGGACCGACUGCUUUUUUCAAAGGAUUUGCACCUUCCUUUCUGCGACUCGCCUCGUGGAAUGUCAUUAUGUUUGUGUGCUUUGAAAAGCUGAAGCGUGAACUGAUGAAGUCCAGGCAGACGGUGGACUGUGCCACAUAA